CACAGCCAGAGGAGCGCGCGAGGUCUGCAGCAUGAGGUGCUCUGACAGGAGACACACACAGCUCCCUUCUCCUCUCCUCUGCCUGCGUCGCUAGUGCAGAUGAUGCCUGGGUGCUAGCUGGCCCACAUGACUGAUAUGAGCGACACGCUGGCUGGACUGCACUGCACUUCCAGAGGCCUGAAAGUGGAGAGCGAGGAGAGCUUUGGGAGAGGUAAUCUGAGCAGCCCGGCCAUCAUCCCCCUGCUAGCGACCAGGAACAGGACCGCGGGGAAGAGAACCAAUGAAGAGGAAGAGGACUCCUUCUCUGCCGUCCCUAACCCUUUUACGGAGAUCCUCCACUCCGCCCUCUCCUCCAAUCGAGUGGAGGAAUGUCUUUUACCCUGGACCAAAAACAGUUCAACUCAGGUAAUCAAAGUGUACAAUGAAGACCAGAGCAGCCGUGCCGUGGAGGUGCCCAGUGACAUCACAGCACGGGACGUGUGCCAGCUCUUUGUCCUGAAGAACCACUGCAUUGAUGACCACAGUUGGACCCUGUUUGAACACCUGUCCCAUCUGGGGAUAGAGCGAACGAUAGAGGACCACGAGUUAGUCAUGGACGUUAUAUCAGGAUGGGGCAUGGAUUCAGACAGUCGCCUUUACUUUAGGAAGAAUUACGCAAAAUAUGAAUUCUUCAGGAAACCGCUGGAUUUUUUCCCCGGUCACAUGGUCUCGAUAUCCAGUGAAACGAACGGCCUGGUUGAUCACUCGCAGCUAAUAGAGACAUUUUUAAACUCCAGCACCUGUCCGGAGAUCCACGGAUACCUCCACGCCAAAGAGCAGAGCCGCAAGUCCUGGAAGAAGUUUUAUUUUGUGCUCCGGAGGUCGGGCCUGUACUUCUCUAAUAAAGGCACGUCCAAGGAGCCUCGGCAUCUCCAGUUCAUUGUAGACUUCAGUGACAGUGAUGUUUACACCGUGCUGUCAGCCAAGAAGGUGCAUGGUGCUCCCACGGACUACGGCUUCUGUGUUAAGUCUGCGAAGGCCAGCUGUGUGAGGGAGCUGCGUCUGCUGUGUGCGGACGACGAGGCCACGCGCACAUGCUGGAUCACUGCCAUGAGGCUGCUAAAGUAUGGGAUGCAACUCUACCAGAACUUUCUACAGCCACACCAGAAACAAAAAGCUUCACCUAUGAGGAGCAUCUCAGAGAGCUCGCUGGUGGCCAUGGACUUCUCAGGACAGAAGAGCCGCGUGAUUGAAAACCCGUCUGAGGCUCUGUCUGUGGCUGUGGAGGAGGGACUGUCUUGGAGGAAGAAAACCUGUCACCGUCUCAGUGGUCACGGCAGUCCCUCCUCCUCAGUCUCCAGUCUAGCUCUCCACAUGAGCCAGCCCUGGUUCUACAGUAAACUGUCCAGAGAAGAGGCUCAGAGACUUGUCACACAACAGGGCCUCAUCGACGGAGUAUUCCUUCUACGAGACAGCCAAAGCAACCCAAAGACGUUUGUCCUGUCACUGUGCCACCAGCUCAAAAUCAAACACUUCCAGAUCCUUCCUGUGGACGAAGAGGGCGACCUAUUCUACAGCCUGGAUGACGGCCACACCAAAUUCUCCGACCUGAUCCAGCUGGUGGAGUUUUACCAGCUCAACCGCGGCGUGCUGCCCUGCAAACUCAAACACCACUGUGCCCGUGUGACCCUCUGAACUCUGACCUCUGACCCUUGACACGCCCACCCCCCUCCCCUUACAGAGACCCACCCGCUAACGGCUAACCCUACUGGAGUGCCUUCAGGAUGCACAAGACUCCUCCUACCAACCACUGUAGUUUGUAAAUUGCAAUUUUUUUUAUUUUUUUUUGCAGAGGUGAAAUGCCAGGCCUGUCACUAUAACACAUUUUGAAGUAUAAUAUUUGAAGCAUUAGGAUAAACGAUAAUAUUGAAGGCGCUGUACUUGAUUUUCACUGUCUUAAAAACGUAACGUCAGAACAGUUUCAUUUUAAACAGUUUGCAGUGAUGCAGAGUUAUUCCUCAUUUACCUUAUGCAUUCCGAGCAUUCUGAUUAUUCACCAUGAUGAGUUUCUAAGCACUUUUCACAACUUUCAGAAGCCACGGUAAAGCUAACAACAACUAUGCUAACAGUGCAUUUCUUGAUUCUCGGACAAUAAAGCACUUUAAAAUAACGUAAUGUAGCUUUCAGAGGCCACAGUAAUCUUAACAGCAAUUAGCAUGGUAACAGUGCAUUUCCUGAUUCUCAGACAGUAAAACACUUUAAAAUUUGAUGCGGACAGUGCACUACAGACUUAUUUUAACCUCAAAAAUUACUUAUACAAUAUAUCGGUACUGGGGAAAGACAAAUACAUAGGGACAAAUUUGGUACAGGGUGAUUAGUUUAUAUAGCAAUAAAGCUAACCAUAACUAGCAUGCAAAUGUGUACUUCUUGGCAGUAAAACACUUUAUAAUUAGAUGUUGACAGCACACAGCGGAUAAAAUCUGACCUCAAGAGUUACUUAUACAUCUGUACUGCUCAAAUACAUGGAAAAAAAUCAGGUACAGAGCCUUUAAAGGAUACGUUAAUAUAGUAAUUUCCAUGACAGGCCUGUGAAGCAGACAGCAGCGGGGGCAGUUUUGUCUGUUGGAUGUUAUUCAUUUGGCUGGAAGUGUCCAAGGACGAUGGCGGUUAAUGUGUAGGCUUGAAAACAGCAGCUUUGACACUGAAAAAACAAGACGAGAGUGUUUUUAGUAUGUUGUUGUAUUGGAGGCGGAGGAGAGAUGGAGGAAAACAUUGUCUACUGCAGUUGCCAGUGCAAGCUAAUGAUUUCCAACAAGAAGAGCAAAGCUACGGUGGCCCUGAAGGAAAACGAAAUGGGCAUAAAUAGUAAGUAAAAAUGGCCAAAAAUUUCAAAGUGCAAUAAAAUGGUAUAGAAGGCAAAAAAUUUGAAAUGUCAAAAAGCACAUAUUAUGAAACACAAAAUUACAAAAGAAAAAGAAAAUACAAAAAGGAAUGAAAGAACUUUUUCUAUACAUUUUUGAAAUUCUUAAAAAAAAUUUUUCGCUUUUUCUGGUUUCAUGUGAACUUUUUGCUGUUUCAAGACUCAACUGGGUCCACAUAUAAAGCUAGCAAAAAUGAUAAAUCAGCUACUUGAAUUUGCGUGCUUUUAAUUGCUUUUUUUUGGGGGGGGGGGUUAUUUUUACAAUUGUAUUUUACUUUUUAACUUUUUGGUCACGUUUUUUUCGUAAUUCCUGUGCCUUUAACCAUUGCGUGACUCCUCCUUCAGAGCAACCUUUACACCACUAAUGUUUUUACAGCUGGGAAUUUCAGACAAAAUCUAGCAUUCACGUAAUUCUUUUACUUUACAUGUGAUUUUAUUCAUGUUUGUUGGGUAACAGUUACAACCUCAGGAAUCAUCAAUAUACUGAAUAACAUUUUUUUGUAAUUAUCUUGUUAUAUAUACCGUCAAAAAACAUAAACAUAGGCCCACCGUUACAGCCCCAGUUGUAAAAUCCUACGCGAUUGUCCAUAUCUGAAUACACUGUAUAUUACUAAAUGUAUCAUGUGAACAUUAUCUGUAUAAAAUGUUAUGUUUAAAGCAAUACAGUGACAGAUGCUGUUCAGUAAGUGCAUUCUUCCAUUGAAACAAAUAGCCUUUUGUGAGGUUAUUGUAUCCAAAGAGUGCAUUGAACUAAAAUGUCAUGGACUGCAAUUUUCUAUAAACAAUAUGUGUUUUUAAUGUGUGA
Messenger RNA from Periophthalmus magnuspinnatus, 3704 nucleotides. It is a transcript of the gene grb14, whose product is annotated as growth factor receptor-bound protein 14. Bases 127 to 1674 code for a protein of 515 amino acids. NCBI's taxonomy places the organism in Eukaryota, Metazoa, Chordata, Actinopteri, Gobiiformes, Gobiidae. Gene Ontology annotation, biological process: insulin receptor signaling pathway; negative regulation of insulin receptor signaling pathway. The transcript has 15 exons. The record is from RefSeq and is a predicted model, not a curated record. Gene Ontology annotation, cellular component: plasma membrane; cytoplasm.